Molecule: messenger RNA, 2223 nt
Organism: Opisthocomus hoazin
Lineage: Eukaryota; Metazoa; Chordata; Aves; Opisthocomiformes; Opisthocomidae
Source: RefSeq, a predicted model, not a curated record
AUGGACAAUGAUGUGGCCUCAGAAGGGCAGUCAGGGUACCGGCUGCUGCGGAGAGGCGGUGCAGCUUUCGAGCCCUGCAGCCUUCUCCCUGUGGUGGAUUUUGGCUGGCUGCGUGGCUCUGGACCUUCCCACCUUGUGAUCGAUAUAUUCCUCAGGAUCGGAUCACUCAAAAAUCACUACCUAUUCAGACACAAAAGCCAUCCAAGACGGUCUCGAAGAAGUGCCAUUCAUAUCACUAAAAGACUUUCUGAUGAUGAGCGGGUGUCAUGGGCAGAGCAGCAAUAUGAAAAAAAGCGAACUAAGCGUGCCACCGUGAGAGACUCAGCAGAAAAUCUGUUCAAUGAUCCUAUGUGGAAUCAGCAGUGGUAUCUGCAAGAUACAAGAAUAACUCCAUCCCUGCCCAAACUGGAUCUCCAUGUUAUUCCUGUAUGGCAAAAAGGCAUUACAGGCAAGGGUGUUGUCAUCACAGUACUGGACGAUGGCUUGGAGUGGAAUCACACUGACAUCUACACUAACUAUGAUCCCCAGGCAAGUUAUGAUUUCAAUGACAAUGAUCAUGAUCCCUUUCCUAGAUAUGACCCAACAAAUGAAAACAAGCAUGGGACAAGGUGUGCAGGAGAAAUUGCUAUGCAAGCCAACAACAGAAAAUGCGGAGUUGGAGUAGCCUACAAUUCCAGAGUUGGAGGUAUACGUAUGCUGGAUGGAAUAGUCACCGAUGCAAUUGAAGCCAGUUCUAUUGGUUUCAACCCAGAGCAUGUGGAUAUUUACAGUGCAAGCUGGGGCCCUAAUGAUGAUGGUAAAACCGUGGAGGGACCUGGGAGACUGGCACAGAAGGCUUUUGAGUAUGGGAUAAAACAGGGCCGAAACGGGAAAGGCUCCAUUUUCGUAUGGGCUUCUGGGAACGGAGGCCGUCAGGGUGACAACUGUGACUGUGAUGGUUACACUGAUAGUAUCUACACUAUCUCCAUUAGCAGUGCUUCUCAGCAAGGCCUUUCGCCUUGGUAUGCAGAGAAGUGCUCUUCAACUCUGGCCACAGCAUACAGCAGUGGGGAUUAUACUGACCAAAGAAUUACAAGUGCUGAUCUUCACAAUGAGUGUACAGAAACUCACACUGGCACCUCUAAAAUGGCAGGUAGUCCUGAAACAAUUAACCAGGGACAUUUUCUCAACAGCCCAAAUCUAACAUGGAGGGAUAUGCAGCACUUGGUAGUGUGGACCUCAGAAUAUGAUCCACUGGCUGGAAAUCCAGGAUGGAAAAAGAAUGGAGCGGGACUGAUGGUCAACAGCCGAUUUGGGUUUGGACUACUCAAUGCCAAUGCAUUGGUAGAUUUAGCUGAUCCCAAAAGAUGGAAAGGUGUACCAGAAAAGAGAGAGUGUAUUGUCAAAGACAAAAGCUUUGAACCAAGAUUAUUAAGAGCAAAUGAGGAAGUCAUCAUUGAAAUUCCCACAAAAGCCUGUGAGGGUCAAGAAAACUCCAUUGCAUCUCUGGAGCAUGUGCAGCUUGAGGCAACGAUUGAGUAUUCACGUAGAGGUGAUCUUCAUGUCACUCUGGUAUCUCCAUCAGGGACCAGCACUGUCUUACUGGCUGAGAGAGAGAGAGAUAAAUCUCCCAAUGGCUUUAAGAACUGGGACUUCAUGUCUGUCCACACGUGGGGAGAGAAUCCAACAGGCACCUGGGUUUUAAGAAUUACUGAUGAGUCCAGAAGAAUACAAAAUGAAGGAAGGAUUGUAAAUUGGAAAUUGAUUUUGCAUGGCACUGCUACCCGGCCUGAACAUAUGAAGCAGCCACGUGUAUACACGUCCUACAAUGCUGUGCAAAAUGACAGAAGAGGAGCGGAGAAGAUGACAGACUUCGUAGAGGACCAUACCACACAGGAGAACUUGAGUGAAACACCCGAAGUCACAGAAGAUACCAGCAGUAGCAGUGAUAAAGCAGAAGAUAAAAUCCCAUCAGAAGCUAUGCUACAUUUACUGCAAAGUGCUUUUAGCAGACAGAUGGCUCAGAAGCGACUGCCAAAGAAGACUGCAAGUGAGAAGCUAAAUAUUCCAUAUGAACACUUCUAUCAAGCCCUCGAAAAACUAAACAAGCCCUCCAAGUUGAGAGACUCAGAAGAAAGUCUGUACAGUGACUACGUUGAUCUUUUUUACAAUGCCAAACCAUACAAGCAUAGAGAUGAUAGACUCCUGCAAGCUUUGGUUGAUAUUAUAAAUGAAGGAAACUAA